Aegilops tauschii subsp. strangulata is the source of this 891-nucleotide messenger RNA. Lineage: Eukaryota; Viridiplantae; Streptophyta; Magnoliopsida; Poales; Poaceae. The record is from RefSeq and is a predicted model, not a curated record.
AUGCCCUUCUCCUGCCCCUUCGGACAGGAUACGGAGAUGCUGGCCAAGAGGGCGGCAAAGAGGGCCAAGGAUUCAACGGGCGCCAAGCCCCCGGCGAGCACUCUGCGCACGCCGGUGGCGGUACAGAUCAGCCCGGAUGCCAGCCCUCGACGCAACCCCCGCUUCAGCCCCCAGCGAGGGGAACAACAACAGGAGGAGCCGUUGAGGGUUGCCCCUGAUAUGCCGCCCCCAUCGACCAUGCCGCCUAGAGGGGCAUCCCCGGCAAGGGCACCUACCGACGAGCCCACGCACACGGAGGAAGAGGACGCGAGCUUGGGUGCAGGCGGCUCCGUCCCGGCAACGAACGUUGGCGGGGAGGGGACCACAUCUUCUCAGCUUGGCACAGACCAUCCCUCGAUGGACCAGGAGGAUAUCGACAUGGUCAUCGGGGAGGUCUCCAAGGACGCCGAGGCGGAGACCGCCAAGAUCGUGGCCGAGGAAGCCACCAAGCCCGCCACCGGGGAGACCGGCGAGGGUCUCGCCGGGGAGCCCGGCAAGGCCACUGCCGAGGACGCCGGCAAGGCCACCGCCGAGGAGGCUGAUGAGGCUGCUGCCGAGGAGGCCGCUAGGGCCGCUGCCGGGGAGGCCGCUAAGAAGCCUGCCGAGGAGGAGGUGGCCAACGACCAACCUUCCUCCCCCGCAGCCCCCGCGCCUCCCAAGUACCUGAAGGUGGGCGAUGACUUGUUCGUCCGCCUCCCAGGGACGGCAGACACCAGGGCGCCUACUGAGGGGUACGUCUUUGAUGAUGAGGCACUCGCCGCUGCUGGGCUACAGGUCGUUGAUGAACCGAGCACCAGCAGCAGCGGCCCCCAAGAGGAGCAGCUCCUCAGAGCCAUGGGCGCCAACUUCUAG